Molecule: messenger RNA, 881 nt
Organism: Paramecium primaurelia
Lineage: Eukaryota; Ciliophora; Oligohymenophorea; Peniculida; Parameciidae
Source: the annotation of a GenBank genome assembly
AUGAAAAAACGAAAUGAUUAAUUAUUAGGGUUAAUAGUAUAACAAAAUUUAAAUGCCAAUCCAAAAAUUACAUCUAUUACUAUUCCUGACAAUAAACCAUUAAGUUCAUAUAGUAUUCUCAAACCUUAAUAAAAAAUACAUAUUUAUAAUAAGGAUUAUGAGUUAAGAUAUAAUUACUAAAAAUAAAUAGAAGUAAGAUUGAAAUGUGGAAGAGAUUGAUAAAUUAUUAUGAAUAAGAUCAUCCAUAUUAUGAUUAAAUGUUGAAUAGAAAAAAAAUGGAUAUUGUUAGAUAAAAUAUCAUACUAAGGUCUUACGUGUUAAUACAGGGUAGAAUUUGUGAAUGUGUUUGGUAGAAUAAUAGGAAACAUGGACAUUGUAAAGAGAUCUUUGAUACAGGGGAAACAUUUGAGGGAGAAUAUUUGAAUGGAAAACUCUAAGGGAAAACAAUUUAUAUUCAUAAUAACGAAAGCUAUAAAGAACAAUGGGUAAAUGGAUGUAAACAUGGGAAUGGAAUUUGGAAGAUGGAAAAUGAUUUUUGUGAAGGAGUAUGGAAAUUUGGUAAAAUUGAUGGAUAUGGAGUUUAUAUUUAGAAUAAUAAAAAAUAUACUGGAAGUUUUUAGGAAUAAUUUAAAAACAUAGACAUGGAAUAGAAAAUUUUAUCAAUUGUGAUCUAUAUAAUGGAUAAUUUUCUAAUGGAAAACCAUCCUUUGAAUGAAGGUCAUUAUUGUUAUGAGGGAAUGUUUGAAAAUGAUAAAAAGUAUGGAUAAGAAAUAUUUACAUAGCCAUCAGGAAAUAAUUAUGUUGGAUCUUUUGUUAAUAAUUAGAAACAUGGAUAUGGUGAAAUGCUUUGAAAGGAUUAAUAUAACAAGGGAUAUUAGGUA